This is a messenger RNA of Brassica oleracea var. oleracea, 699 nucleotides long. RefSeq names its product protein transport protein Sec61 subunit beta-like. The transcript has a single exon. Gene Ontology annotation, biological process: intracellular protein transport. Bases 224 to 553 code for a protein of 109 amino acids. The record is from RefSeq and is a predicted model, not a curated record. Gene Ontology annotation, cellular component: Sec61 translocon complex. NCBI's taxonomy places the organism in Eukaryota, Viridiplantae, Streptophyta, Magnoliopsida, Brassicales, Brassicaceae.
ACAUUCAUCUUACCGAAAGUAACGCCCAACCAAAGCAGUUGACUCGUUGUAUCUCUCUCUCUCUUUGUAGUCUCUACUACGACUCCACGUCUCUUCCUGAUCAUUCUACACACCUAAUAGUACCCCCAGAUUUGACUUUAUUUACCAUUCUACCUUUCCUUCACCACCCUCCUUUAUCAUCUUCCUUCACCUCCCCCUUUCCCCCUUUCCGUACAACACAACAAUGGCGAGAGGCUCUUCCCAGUCCCAACAAUCAACCUCCACCGCUUCCUCAACCGCCAGGCCCGGUCUGGCCGCUCCCCGUGGAUCCGCCGCCGCUACGGCGGGCAUGCGUCGUCGCAGGCUCGGUGGCGGUGGGAGCGCGUCAUCAGGGGGCGGAUCCGUCGCUGGAUCAGGAUCGAGCAACAUGCUGAGAUUCUACACAGACGAAGCUCCUGGACUGAAGAUUUCACCUACCGUCGUCCUCAUCAUGAGUCUCUGCUUCAUCGGCUUUGUCACCGCUCUUCACGUCUUCGGAAAACUCUACCUCCACAAGUCCGGAUCCAAAGCUUAGAUCCGGAUCCGGAUCUCUUCUUCCCUAUGGUCUCUCUUGUUUCUUUUUACUUGUGUUCUUUUUUGGUUUCUUGUUUCUUGAAUCUUGAUGAUCCGUGUAAAACCGCUUAACUUUGAAUAAAACAUGUUUACUUACGAAUAGAUUAA